AUAAUUUGCAUAAUUAGUGGAAGUUAUUUGAAAAUUUUAUUCAUUGACUUCAUUUUGCCUAUUGUCUGUAUUAUUAAUUUCACGACGUUACCGCCUCAGAUGCAUAUGUUAUGCAGCCUGCUCGCAUGUCAUGCUAGAAUAUUCUUGGAGCGCGGUGUUGGGUGUCAUGGCAACAGUCGCAAACACAGCGAGGCGCUAGUCGCUGGACGCAACAAGUUUCCUCAACACUUCUCUGUUGUUGUUGUUGUUGUUGUUGUUGUCCGGCGGUGGUUAUAUAUCUUCUUUAUCUUAAAAUCUCAGAUUUGUUAUAUUCCUGCACGGGUCAAAUUGAGCAGGUGGGAGAUGGUUCAGCUGCACGUCAAACGAGGAGAUGAGAGUCAGCUUCUCUUCAACACUACAGUGGCUGUCUCGAUUGAGACACUGACCCAGCAGGUCAGCGCCAUCUAUAAUGGAAGAUUAAAAGUGGACAGGAUCUGCUCUGAAAUUCCAGAGCUGGCAGAUCAUGGUGUCUCUCUUCCACCGAAUAUGCAAGGCCUGACUGAUGAUCAGAUCAUGGAGCUCAAACUAAAGGAUGAAUGGGAGGACCGCUGUAUUCCCAGCGGUGUUGCUGAGUUUAAGAAGGAUGAGCUCGGACGACGAAAUGGACAUGCUCCGAACGAGAAGAUGAAAGAAGUUUUAAGGAAAACAGUGGAGGAAGCCAAAGCUUUAAUCUCAAAAAAACAAGUGGAAGCGAAUGUCUGCGUUACCAUGAAUUUGGUCAAAGAGGCUUUGGAUCAGUUGCGAGGAGCUGUGAUGAUAGUUUACCCAAUGGGGCUGCCUCCACAUGAUCCAAUAAGGAUGGAGUUUGAAAAUCAAGAGGAUCUUACUGGAACGCAGGCCUCAUUACUGGUGAUCCCAGAAGAAGAGGCUCAGCUGUGGUGGGCAUCUAAAGAACUACAGAGGGGCAAAAAGCUGCAGGAUUAUGUUGGGAAAAAUGAGAAAACGAAAAUUAUUGUGAAAAUUCAGAAAAGAUGCCAGGGUGCACCAGCGCGAGAACCACUAGUGAGUGAAGAGGAACAAAAAAAGAUGAUGCUGCAUUAUUACAAGAGGCAGGAAGAACUAAAAAAACUAGAAGAGACAGAUAAUGACUCGUAUCUUCAGUCUGAUUGGUCGGACAGACAGGCCCUAAAAAGACAGUUCCAGGGACUCACAAAUAUCAAAUGGGGCCCAAGAUAGAUGAACAAAGAAAAUCGCUCUCCAUUUGACAAAUCAGAGAUCUCUACACUCUACUGCUGUUGUUUUUAUGCAAUUUGGUGCCUUUGUUACAUAUGAAAGGUAUUUAUGUGACUGUUUGUAAAUGCAAAGCGGGACAUCAGAUUUCUCUGCUCUGAUUCAUUGGCAGAAGGAUGCAACACCUUUCCUCUCUUUGUCUGUGCCUCUGGCAGUUACUCAGUUGAAACUUAAUGCUGUUUAAAGACAGGAUGUUGCCGUGCAGCUCUAAGGAUCGCUGUGGCACCGCAGAGUUCAUUUGAAGAGCGUUGAGAAAGAAUUACAGAACAUUUUGGUAUCCUUAAGGCAAAAUAGAGGUUACAGUAUCGGGAGGUGUGGUUUCACUGGAAAAGUUGAGUGCGAUGUUGUGUAAUAAAAGAGUUUUCCGUUUUAUUUUCAUUUUUAUUUUUAUUU
Sinocyclocheilus grahami is the source of this 1662-nucleotide messenger RNA. RefSeq names its product UPF0769 protein C21orf59 homolog. Gene Ontology annotation, biological process: regulation of cilium movement. NCBI's taxonomy places the organism in Eukaryota, Metazoa, Chordata, Actinopteri, Cypriniformes, Cyprinidae. Bases 100 to 1215 code for a protein of 371 amino acids. The transcript has 7 exons. The record is from RefSeq and is a predicted model, not a curated record.